Messenger RNA from Taeniopygia guttata (zebra finch), 4380 nucleotides. RefSeq names its product spermatogenesis associated 2 (gene SPATA2). Gene Ontology annotation, biological process: regulation of necroptotic process; protein linear deubiquitination; regulation of tumor necrosis factor-mediated signaling pathway. Gene Ontology annotation, cellular component: cytoplasm. The record is from RefSeq and is a predicted model, not a curated record. Lineage: Eukaryota; Metazoa; Chordata; Aves; Passeriformes; Estrildidae.
UCCGGGCCGCCGCCGCCGCCGCGGCCCUGCCCGAGCCGUGAGCGCGCCGCGCUCCGCCCGCGGCACCGGCCGGGCCUCCGCGGCUCUGCCGGGCAGCGCGUCCGGACCGGGCACAUCCCGGGCCCUUCCGCCGCAGCGGCGGCGGCUCCCGGCGGCGGAGCGGAGCGUUUUUAUUCCAGGACAGUUACCAUUGCUGGAGAUUCCUAAUGCCGGAUACCCAACCCACUGCCGAAUAACCAUGAAAGAGAGGAGGUAGCUGCCCCCAGCGCGAGGGAAAAUCUGAUUUCAAUGGAUACAAAAUACAAAGACGAUUUAUUUAGGAAGUAUGUACAGUUCCACGAGUGCAAACUGAACGCCUCUGACAGCAAGCAGCGUCCUAUUAACGAUGAGUACUUGCGAGUGGCAGCAGCAGCCUUACUUUGCCUUCCCAAAAUUGAUCCCUUUUAUAGAUUCCGGUUGAUAAAAUUUUACGAGAUGGCUGAAAACUCACUGAGAUCUGUGAAAUCCUCAAGUUUACAUUGUCUCCGUAAUGCAUUCAACAUGCUUGAGACACUUGGAAUUAAUCUCUUUCUGUACCCCUGGAAAAAGGAGUUCAAAAACAUUAAGACCUACACUGGACCCUUUGUUUAUUAUGUCAAGUCUGCUCUAGCGGAAGAUGACGUGAGGCAGAUUCUGAGCUACAUGGGCUACGUCCAAGAGCUGGGAACGACGUUUAAGCUCAAGGAGCAGGUCGACGCCAUUCAAGUGAAAAUGAUUUCAUUCGAGCUCUUCCUGGCCAAAGUGGAGUGUGAGCAGCUCCUGGAGAUCCACCUGCAGGUGAAGGACAAGGGCUAUUCCGAGGUGGAUGUGGUGAAGGAGCGCAAGAGCAGCAGCGAGGACGUGCGGGGCUGCGCGGAGGCCAUGAGGCGGCGCCUGGAGUGCAAGGAGGCGCUGAGCACGUCCAUGGCGCGCAUGGUGCUGCAGAAAUCGGCCAGCGAGCGCGCCUCCAAGGACUACUACAAACCAAAGGUCAGCAAGCCUUCCAAGUCGGUGGAUGCGUACGACAGUUACUGGGAGAGUAAGAAACCGCCUCUGAUGAGCUCGCUGAGCCUCAGGAAGGAGCCGAUUUUGGUCGAUGCAGAAGAUGACAUCAAAGAUGAAAUUAUCCGUCCGUCGCCCUCUCUGCUGACCAUGUCCAGCUCCCCACACGGCUGUUCUGAUGAAUACCUGCCGACUUCCUCUCAUCACAAUGGCAUGCUAAGAACAAAUGUCCCUUACGGCUCCUAUUUUUCUGCUCAAGAGGACUUAGAUUUAUAUACUGAGCCUGAUUCUAGAAGCGUGUUAAAUUUUAAAAGACAAGACGCUAUUAAGCCUGACGUGUGGCUGUUAAAAAGCGAUGCCAACCCCGUUUACCACAAACGCACCCACCUAGCCAAAGAGACAGCUUCCUCCAAGUGCCAGAACUGUGGCAUACCUUGUGGCGCUUCUGUCUGCCAGAAGUGUGACAGCCUGUUCGGCUCGAGGCAGGAGUACCCAGCAGUGAAACAGAGCUCCUACUCCAUCAAAGCCCUCCCGAGCGAUGGCUUGUCUCCCGCCUCGGCUCUGCGGGAGAAAUCCCAGUACACGUCACAGACUCAGGGCCAGGACAGGGCUGCUCAGUUUGGCUCCAAGCCCAAGCCUUCGGGCACCUCGCGCUGCGGCUUCUGCAACCGCUCGGGAGCCGCCAACACGUGCACCUUCUGCUCCAAGGUCUCGUGCGACUCCUGCCUCAACGCCUACUACUACGACCCGUGCUGCAGGAAGAGCGACCUGCACAGGUUCCUGCCGAACAACCAGCUGAACUACAAAUCGUCCCAGCUGUCCCACGUGGUUUACAGAUAGGCUGCAUGAGUCUGAUCGGGAAGGGAAGGGGAGAGGAAAGGGCUAUCCUAACUCAUGUUCUGACUCCACGCUGACCUCUUGCCAAAAUCACAUGUCCAGAUAUUUGGAACCGUGGUUCAGUGAUCAGGUGCCAGUUCUUGAUUUUUGUGGCUUCACAGAUGCUGCAGAUCCAUUAGAUUUCAUGCUGCUAUAAUUUAAGUAACUCCUAGAUGAGCAUUGCUUUUUAACUUACAUGGGGGAGAAGAGCACAUUUUUCCUUAAAACUUGGCAGCUGUUGUAUUUUUAAAAAGUGACAUCAUACCUUCCUAUUAUAUCAUAUCUUGCCCAAAUAAAACCAGGCAGUAUUUGAAAAUAAAAUCAGAGAGUUGAGAUUCUCAUUUUCUAUGAGUGAUGGAACCACUGCCAGUUUUUGAUAAAGUAUGACUUUGAAAUGUGCAGGAAAUACGAGAAUGGCUAAUUUUGCCAACAAGGACUAUUUUUUGAUGUGUGUCUGCAUUUCUUGACCUCCAAAAUGCAAACACCGUAACCUCUCUUCCUUUUGUCUUUGUUUCCUCCUUCUCCCCUUCUUUCCUGGUUGUUUAUCUCAAGCUUAUAUAGCCUGAAUCUGGACAGUGUGUGCUUUAUUUUCCGGUGUUGCCAAUAUCAUCCUGCUGGGUUUCACUGUAUGGUAUUUUAAAGAGGUGAUCCUGUACCUGUGUCGCUCAGAUGAUGCCUGGAGUGUUGUCCUCUCAGAUGAGUGUCCAUUUUCUUUCUGUUGCACAUGGUUUAAGUACUGUUCUUUGUACUGUAAAUAGGUGAUUUGGAAACAGUUUAUUUUUAAUAAAUAUUUAAUAUGUUGAGUUCUUAAAAGUGGUAGAAUCAUUAUAACUAUGAAGUCUCUCUGGGUUUUUUGUUCAGGUGACUUUUUGUUUUUCCUCGUACUGUAUUUCAUAGCUUAUUAUAGCCACUGUGGCAGAAUGAUGUUCUUGGCUCUGAUCAGUUCUUGGGUUUUAAUCUGACAUUUUUUUUCCCUCUGAUAAGGCUGGCACUCAUCUGAGUGGAGUCUUGUCUAAGAAUUGCAGGAUUUGCUCUCAGUGCACGCUUUUUCUUUGUGGUUAUGGAAAUUGUAAGUAUCAAUGUUCUGCUUGCUCCCAAAUUCACUGCCAGUCUGUCUGUAAUGUAGUCCAGCAAGUAAAGCACUGGCCUGGUUAAAAAUCAGAGCUCAUUUGUGACUCCUGUUCAAGUGAACCCAUCAGUUAUGGAUGUGAAUCAGAUAAUGACCUCUGUCUCCUGCUGUAGCACUUGGGAACCCUGGCUGAGAGCCAGGACUCCCUUGUGUUGGGCUCUGUACAGUUUGACCCCCAAACACCACCAGGUUAUGAAUAGGUUUUAGUUUUUUAUUAAAAAAACCCCUAAGAAUCCUAACUCCUUUAUUCCAACUAUAGCUAGUUAGCACAAAGUAUCAGGCAACCUAAUCUGAUGUGCAGAAUUAAAUGUGUUUAAAAUAUCUGUAAAGAACUCUAGCUGAGAUGUAAACUGUAGUCCACUUUGCACUGAAAUGAUUCACUUUGGGGUUUUUAAUCACUGUUAGAGUCUAGACUUCUCAACUUCAAUGUCCAUCACUCCCUGUGUGACAGGAACAUGCAUGAAUGAUUGUUUGUCUUACAUUUUUUGGGGUGGGGGGGCUUCAGGUAGGUAGAGGGGAAAUUACAUAGGCUAGUGUUGUAAAAUAGCUAAAAAAAUUUUAGCCAUAACUGCGUGUCAGAAGCAUUAUGGAAAUAAGAUGAAACCUGGGUCUUAAAGAGGGCUGAGAAAAAUAAGUUACUGUCCAGUUUGCACUAAGAAACAAAGUGAACAGAGUGUGUUGAACAAUCAGGGAAAUUCUGAAUCAAGGGACUGCAACUGAGCAUAAUGUCGAGGGCAAGUACUGCCUUGCUGACCCUGAAGGUUGGGGUGAAUAUUGAUAAAGUGAAUGAUUUUAAGGUUUUCAAUCUUGUAUGUUUUUUAUAAAUAUAUAUAUAUAUAAAUAUGACACAAAUGUAGAUACAUUAUGUAUAUAGUGAAGAAUUUAAAAACAAUUUUACUAUUAAAAUGCAGUCUAAGGGUGAAUUUAAUUUUGGUGGUUAUUUGGGUUUUGUUCACCUUCUGCAGUUUCAUGCCUGUUUGGCUGCUCUACAGUGUAUCUUCUAGUUCACCAGUUCAAUUUCCAUAUGGCUCCUCACACUACAGUGAAUAACUUAAAACUGUGAUGCCACGUAAUUUUUAUGGUGACCAGGGCAGGGGCUAUACCUGCUCUGAAAAAGAGAAGUCCUCUGUAUAUAUGUCAUGGAAUCCUGUAGUACAAACCUGUGUUGAAUUGAAGUGAUACCAUGCUCUAUUUUUGUGUAUCUUACUGUAUGAGGUUGCUGUGAUUGAUACAGUAAAAUAUAUGCGGAUUUAAAAUGCAGGUGUUUUGCAUCUGAUUUGUUUAAAUUAAUUUAUGUUUUGAAGGAAUUUAAAAAUAAAGAGGCCUUUAAGAAAAGGCUUCACUCUUUUCUUAAA